AUGGUUGGUAACCUUUAUGAAGUUGGCCCUUGGAUCGUGGAUUUUGAACACCCAAGCGAUGAAGACUUUAUGCAAUUUAACCCAAGUUUAAAACCAAAUCCCGGUGCUUGGAAUCGUAAGUUUGGCUUACUUUUCCUUGAUAAUCCAAUUGGGUCUGGUUAUAGUAUCGCUGCAACACCUGAAGAAAUACCAAGGGAUAUAGAUACUGUUGUCAACCAUCUUUUUGUUGCACUCAAUGCAUUUAUGUCCUUAAACCAAUUAUUUAAGUCUCGCCCAAUUUAUAUCACUGGUGAGAGCUAUGCUGGAAAGUAUAUUCCCGCAAUCGGGUGCUAUAUUCUACAACAAAAUUCCCUUGUAUCUACUUCCCACAAAUUGAAUUUAAAGGGAAUUGCAAUUGGUAAUGGGUGGAUUGACCCUAUUAACCAAUUGACUUCAAUUCCCAAUAAUGUAUAUUUCUCAAGUUUAAUUAAUGAAAAACAAAAGAUCGAGCUUGAGGCACUUCAAGUUGAGGCAAUAACACUAGCCGGAGAGGGAAAAUGGAGACAAGCAACUCAGGCAAUUAAGGAUUUCAUGCACAAGUUGCAACAAAUGACAGGUUUAGCUACUCUUUUUGAUCUUAGGAGGAAGGAUCGCUAUUUAAAUGAAUGGGUUGGUGAAUUUCUUGCCGAAGAGGAUGUAAUGAUGGCUUUCGGUGCAAAGAGUUUGAUUCAAAAAACAUGCAGCAGGGACGUAAGUGAAGCUCUAAUAGAAGAUUAUAUGCAGUGUGCAAGAUACAUGAUAGAGGAAUUGUUAAAUAAGACUAAGGUCUUGCUAUACCAAGGAGAAUUUGAUUUAAAAGCUGGGGUGGUUGCCAACAAAGCAUGGAUAAAUCAAAUGAGUUGGGAUGGUGUAGAAAAAUUCCUAAUGGCUAGGAGAAAGAUUUGGAAUGUAAAUGGAUCACUUGCAGGUUAUGUGCAGCAAUGGGCGAGCUUGACUCAUGUUGUUGUUUUAGAUUCUGGGCACAUGGUACCUACUGAUCAACCUGUGAGUGCUCAAGAAAUGAUUGAAGAUUGGAUCCUAGAGCGUGGUAUUUUUGUAGAUUAG
Nelumbo nucifera (sacred lotus) is the source of this 1083-nucleotide messenger RNA. The record is from RefSeq and is a predicted model, not a curated record. NCBI's taxonomy places the organism in Eukaryota, Viridiplantae, Streptophyta, Magnoliopsida, Proteales, Nelumbonaceae.